GAACAAGCUGUGAAAAGUUGGGAAUUUCCUGGAGACGAGUUUGUCACCUAUAAGUUCGUAUAUUAAAUAUCUUUUUGCAAGGUUUUCUUUAUGAAGUACUGGUGUUUUUUAUCUUUUCAUAAAUAGUACAAACACAACAAAAUUGCACAAGCCAUAGGGCAAGUGCAAUUUGCAGUCUUCGAAAAAUUUACAAGUGCUUAUUUAAACCAAACUGCAUGAAAAAUUAUGUUUUUACCUGUUUGUAAUUUACAAGAAAAAAGCAUCACAGAAGGUCCAGUCAGGUGAAAAAUUUGACAAUGCACAUGCUAUUUUUACUUUGCAUUCAUGUUACCAGAAAAAUACUCCUGUUUUCAGCUAAUGAGAUUUGAGUAAUUGUAUGUACAUUAUUACUGAUCAAAAAUUUAUCCUUACAGUCUCCUCUGAGAGGUGCUAGCUCAAACACUGUUGACAUUUUUGUACAGUAAAUAUUACAAUUGUUAUCCUUUUCCCAUUUUCUGUUAGGUCGUUCAGAUCUUUUGUCCCACUCCUCCUGUGCGCUAUGCCUGCUGUACAGAUGUGGGCCUCAUGGGCAAUCAUACAUAUCUACACCAGUAA
Molecule: messenger RNA, 594 nt
Organism: Pocillopora meandrina
Lineage: Eukaryota; Metazoa; Cnidaria; Anthozoa; Scleractinia; Pocilloporidae
Source: the annotation of a GenBank genome assembly